AUGCUGAGUUCCCGCUUGCUGCGAUCGUCAUUUCUGCCGCUUCUUCAUCAGACACGACACUCCCGACCCACGGUGAAAAUCAGCAAGGAAAAAUUCCAACUAAGCUUCGAUGUGCACAACUUCUGUAAGGACGAAAUUCGUGUGAAGGCAAGACCAGAGUCCGUCGUUAUAGAAGGUAAGCAGGAAAGAAAGAACAGCCAAGGGGUUUUGAUCCGUAAGUUUGUACGACGUUUUAAACUGCCUAUUGACUGUGAUAUAAAAGCGAUUGAGUCCAAGCUGUCUCCAGAAGGUGUGUUGACAAUAACCGCUCCAAGAAAAGUAUGUGACGUCAACGAUCCAUGUGAGCUCCUAAUACCUGUGAAAGAAGGCCCUAGUUCUGAAGAUGAGGAUGUGCCUUUAAUAGGACCCUGUGAUGAAACAAGUCCGAAAGUGGAAGAGCCUAAAGCUGUAGAGCCAGAUGAGCAGAAAUGUUUGAAGCCACCCGAUGAUAAAAAGUGUUGA
Molecule: messenger RNA, 501 nt
Organism: Plutella xylostella (diamondback moth)
Lineage: Eukaryota; Metazoa; Arthropoda; Insecta; Lepidoptera; Plutellidae
Product: protein lethal(2)essential for life-like
Biological process (GO): protein refolding; response to heat
Cellular component (GO): cytoplasm; nucleus
Source: RefSeq, marked provisional